Molecule: messenger RNA, 1109 nt
Organism: Dendronephthya gigantea
Lineage: Eukaryota; Metazoa; Cnidaria; Anthozoa; Malacalcyonacea; Nephtheidae
Exons: 2
Coding region: 1-1050 (349 amino acids)
Biological process (GO): protein phosphorylation
Molecular function (GO): ATP binding; protein kinase activity
Source: RefSeq, a predicted model, not a curated record
AUGGCACCAGAACUUUAUUUGGAAAAUCUUAAGAAUGCAAGUCAAGCUGAACUUCAGCAAUGUGAUAUAUGGUCUUUGGGAAUGGUAAUGUAUUCCAUUUUAAACCCAAAUGUGAUGAGCCCAUAUAGUAAGGAACUUGAAAAUACAGGACUAUCCUUUGAUAAGGAUUUAUUGAUGAAUCAUUGUAUCCCACUUCAUGAUGAGAAGUAUGAGAGUAUUCGGGUAUCAGAGUGGUGGCAAGUGGAGGAAUGUUUUAAACUUUGUUCAAAUUUUCUACCAAACCAAAGACCUACUGCAGCUCAAGUGUUGGACAUACUCACCAGUCAACCUGCGAAUCAGCUGAUUUUGAAACACCUGGCAGUUAGUCAGAAUACAGCACUUGAAAGAUCAGAUGGGAAGUUUGCUGUACUCAAUGAAAUGACAUCAUUCGCAGAGACAUUGCAAGCCCCAGUCAAUGAUGGGACUAACUGCUGCGCGUUUCUUGGUCUUGGAAUAUGUGAUCAGAUUUUGCAUGAUAUUGCGGAAGCUAGAGAAGUUAAUUGGAGAAGAAUCAUUGACAUUAGUGAACAUAUGAUCAACAACCUUCCCUUGCAAUUGCAUGGUUCCAGAGAUUUAACAUCAACCUAUGAUGUAUCAGAGGCUUAUGAUAUUUUGAAAUCAAUAAAUCUUUUGACUUUCUCAUAUGAACUGUCAGAAGAGUUUGUAAAAGGAAAGAAAGUGUUUUCAUAUGGCGGGCGUGAAGAACUUAUGAAAUCUCUUGGUCAAAAAGCAGCUAGUGAAAAGACAUGUGUUGGUUUGUACACAUGUAGUCCUUACACAUUUGUUCUUGGGAUACAUGCUGAGUCAUUUUUUCUGGUGGAUACCCAUUGUAUUGGAAGUGAAGUAGGAGGAAAUGGCAAUGGUAUCUUGAUCACCACCAAAGAUUGUAGUCCAUCAUCCUGCAAUGUGCUUACCCAAUGGAUAAUAAAACGACUCAAGUGCUCAGGGAUUGAUGGCAAAGAGGAUCAGAGUCUUGUGUGGCUGACAGUAGAGCAAGUUAUAGAUACAUAGUAUGGCAUAUCAUUUGUGAUAAGAACAAAAUAGUUGCCACAAAAUAGUAGCUGCCGGGG